AUGGCUUCUAAGCGCUUAUUUACAAGCUCAUUCAUUCGAAAAUAUUCUACAAAUAAAGCUAUAUUUCUUACUGAAAAGCAGCUCCAGUCAAUUGGUUCAGAAAAAGAGGGUGAGCUCCUUGUUAAAGAGAUUACAAUUAAUUCUGUUCCUUAUGUCAGGGGAUCUAAAGAAGCCGCUUUUGGAUCUAAACGAAUGGGUUGUGUAGAACUACCAAAACCCAUGAUUCAGUCCAUUACAGAUAUAAUUGAAGGCCAUGAUAAGCGAUUGAUUAGAACAGAUGCGCUUCGAUUAUAUGACGCAUUAAGAUCGACAUCUAGAGUAUCAAGGGAAGCUUUAGAUGAGUUUGAUGGUUCUCGAGAUGCGAAAAAGCAACGUAAAUCAGCAGAGACAGUUAUUGAACCACAUAAAGUUUUAUAUGGUCCUCGCGAAUCAGUUGCUUAUUUAGCAGGUGUACUACCUUCAACUUAUGCAGCCAUUACAAAUGUCUUGAAUGAAAUCGCAGGUCGACUUUCCGAUUUUAAGCCUCAAUCCAUGUUAGAUUUUGGUACUGGGCCUGGUACAGCCAUUUGGGUUGCAAAAAACGUCUUUCAAAUAGAUAACUGUGUAGGUAUAGAUCUUUCAGAAGAUAUGCUUAGAAUAGCAGAACGUUUAGAAGAGUCAUUGAAAAUGGGGAAUGAAAAGCCUAUUGAAUUUAAACGUUAUCUUCCUUAUGAUCCAAAGGCAUCUAAGACUGAUCUUGUUAUCAGUGCAUUUACUUUGGGAGAUAUAGAAUCAACGGCUCUUCAGAAAUCAACUCUAGAGCAAUUAUGGGCUCAAACAGGAGAUGUAUUGGUAUUAAUUGAAAGAGGUACUCCUAUUGGGUUUACAAAUAUAGCCCGAGCUAGACAAUGGAUUCUAGAUGCAGAAGGUUCAAAUGCUCAUGUUGUUGCUCCAUGUUCUCAUGAUCAUCCAUGCCCUCUAUUGUUCUCCCCAGAAGCUAAACCGAAUAAAUUUUGGUGUCAUUUCUCACAAAGAGUUCAACGCCCUUCUUUUCUAAUGAAAACAAAGCAUUCAAAAUCAAAUACAGAAGAUGCAAAAUAUUCAUAUGUUGUAUUACGACGAGGAAAAAGACCAGUAGGAAAUAAUACAAUGGAAACUGAAGCAUAUCAUUGGCCAAGGUUAAUACAGCCUCCUUUAAAGAGGAAUGGACAUGUUGUAAUGGAUGUUUGCUCUAAAGAAGGUGAAAUACAGCGUAUGGUUAUAUCUAAAUCACAAGGAAAGAUACCUUAUCGUGAUGCUAGAAAGAUCAUGUGGGGAGAUUUGCUACCUCAUCAAUCAAAGAAUAAAGUCGUUACUCGAUUUUCUAAAGGUGAAAUAGAUCAACAAGACGAGUAUAACUAA
Cokeromyces recurvatus is the source of this 1380-nucleotide messenger RNA. Its product is annotated as mitochondrial small ribosomal subunit Rsm22-domain-containing protein. Gene Ontology annotation, molecular function: structural constituent of ribosome; methyltransferase activity. NCBI's taxonomy places the organism in Eukaryota, Fungi, Mucoromycota, Mucoromycetes, Mucorales, Mucoraceae. Bases 1 to 1380 code for a protein of 459 amino acids. Gene Ontology annotation, cellular component: mitochondrial small ribosomal subunit. Gene Ontology annotation, biological process: translation. The transcript has 8 exons. The record is from RefSeq and is a predicted model, not a curated record.